UUAUUUCAGAGUGAAAAUGCGGGACCCGGAAUUAGUUCAUAAUUUUAAGGGACAUAAGGAUGCAAUCACAGCCCUUCACUUCAAUCCGUCUCAGAAACAGGUUGCUUCCAGCUCCUCCGAUGGGUCUGUUAUGCUCUGGAACUGGAACUCCGACAAAAAGGCUUACCGGUUUUCGGCGCACACAGAUGCAGUUUUGGACGUAAAUUUCUCCAGGUCUGGUCAUCUCAUGGCGUCGGGUAGUCGAGAUCGGUCAGUCCGUCUCUGGGUUCCUAAUCUCAAAGGAGAAAGUACGGAGUUUAAAGCACAUCUGGGUGCAGUGCGCAGCGUUGAAUUCUCUCCUGAAAACCUUCGUCUUGUGACAGCUUCGGAUGAUAAAUCUGUCAAAAUUUGGACGGUUCAUAGGACACGAUUCACGCAAAGCUUGGCCGAACACACGAACUGGGUGCGCUGUGCACGCUGGAGCCCAGACGGGAAACUUGUAGUUUCAUGUUCAGACGAUAAGACUAUUAAAGUUUGGGAUGAAACGUCUGGCACUUGUAUUCAUACUUUCAACGAACCUAAAGGAUUUCCUCAACAUGUAGCCUUUCAUCCCAGUGGAUCUUGUAUAGGGGUUGGAACAUCUGACAGUAAAGUGAAGGUUUAUGAUGUAAGAUCACUGAAGCUUCAGCAGCAGUAUUCCGCUCAUGAAGGUCCGGUCAACCAGGUGUCCUUUCACCCAUCCGGAAGCUAUCUUGUCUCCGCUUCCCAGGACAAGACGGUCAGACUGUUCGACCUUCUCACCGUCAAACCCAUCUGUACUCUCUACGGACAUGAAAAGAGUGUGAAUGCUGUUGUAUUCUCGCCCCAAGGUGAAUAUUUCUCCUCUGGUUGUACAGAUGGUAAAAUAUUGGUCUGGAAAGGGAACCUGGAGACUAAUAGAGCAACAGCAGAUAAGGAGAACUCGGCACCAGCACAAAGUAGUAGACUUGAAAGUCCGGUUUUAAGCUUGAAAAGUAACCUUCUCCGAAGCAAGGAGAAUAUAAACCAAGUUGAGGAUUCUAUCUCCAAGCUAGUAUUGAGUAAUGAUGGAACUACCAAGGAAUCUGGUUCAGGAGAAGAAAUAUUAUCCGAACUCAGAAAUAUCUCCGGAAAACUGGAAACCCUGACUAAGACUGUUCUCUAUAUGGAGAAAAGGUUGACUUUGGUGGAAGACCAAGUUAAACUGUUGAACAGAGAUUCUUAAACUUAUUUUAACUCUUAUUUAUAUAAAACACAGGAAACAUUACGCUUAGUCCGAUCUCCAUGCAACUAAUGUAUUUUCACGACAUUUACAAAUUUGACUAACUAUAUUUUAUAUUUAUUUAUUGUUUGUACAUUCAAAUUUUGCUAAUGAUUUUAAAUACUUUUAUAAUAUGAACUUUUGAUAUUUGAAGGAAGAAAAAGUAUUAUAUAACCCUCCCUGUUGAAUACUAAAUAUUUCCCUAUUUGUUAAUUGAUGUUUGGGAAACGAAUGAAAUAGCAAGUCUCCACUCUUUCCAACUUGAAAAUUAAGCCCUGGAAAAGAAUUCCUUCUUUACCAUGUUAAUAUGUACCAAAAUUAUUAGUUUUCUAGAAGCCUUAUAUGAUCUAGCGACAUUUAUUAUAUUUAUAACUUAAUUCCAG
Messenger RNA from Eurytemora carolleeae, 1641 nucleotides. RefSeq names its product POC1 centriolar protein homolog A-like. NCBI's taxonomy places the organism in Eukaryota, Metazoa, Arthropoda, Copepoda, Calanoida, Temoridae. Gene Ontology annotation, cellular component: centriole; ciliary basal body. Gene Ontology annotation, biological process: cilium assembly. The transcript has 10 exons. The coding region runs from base 17 to 1222 and encodes 401 amino acids. The record is from RefSeq and is a predicted model, not a curated record. Gene Ontology annotation, molecular function: protein binding.